AACUCAUUCCAUUCCCAAUUUCAAUUCCACCAUGACGCAUCCCAUUCUAUUGGUUGGACUUCUAAUAGUACUAUACUUUAGUGGUUUGCAAGCUGAAAAUGCCUUCUUACAAUACUGGGAAGAGCAUAUUGGUCUUCCACACCCUCCACAUUGGUUAGCUGCAAAGGCUUCUCCAUUAAGCCUCCAUCAGGCAACAAUGUUUAUGAAAGUUAUGGAGGAAAAUGAUUUGGCUUCUCACCUGCAUUUGUUUUGUAAGCAGGCUAAUAUUGCUUGUUCUACAAAUGCACUUGUGAAGAAGACAACGAACGACACAACUCUGCCACCAAUAGCCCCAUGGAAUGAUGACAAACUGAAAUAUCACCUUCCAAAUGAAACACCCUUGUCGGUUGCCAGCCAAGGGGGAUUACCAUAUUUUCGAGAAUCAAUGGUGAAAGAGGGAAGUUAUAUGCCUAUCCCUGAUCUAAGGGACCCAAUUUCAUAUAAAUCAUUCUUGCCGCGAUCCCUAGCAUCAAAAAUCCCAUUUUCUUUUGCCCAACUUGAGGAAUUGAAGAAGCUUUUUGGUCUAGUGGAUGAAUCAAACAUGGAUGAAUAUAUUCAAGACACCCUUAAGGUAUGUGAGGAGAGUCCCAUUCAAGGUGAGCAAAGCACCUGUGCAACUUCUGCCGAGGAUUUCAUUGAUUUUGUUGUCGAAAAACUAGGGCAUCAUGUACGCGUAUGGAGUACUGAGAGUGUUGAAGGAUCAUAUGAGAAUGUCACAUUUGGAACUGUGAAACUCAUAUAUGGAAACCUCUCCGAACCUCCAACCUUAUGUCAUAGUCAGCCAUUCCCAUUUCAGAUAUAUUAUUGCCAUGUUUUACCGAAAGUAAAAGUAUAUGUAGUUGAUAUACAUGCUCGGAAGAAAGUGAAUCAUGCGAUCAUGGCAUGUCACUAUGACACAUCAACUUGGAAUCCAAAUCAUAUUGCUUUUAAGUUACUUGGUUUUGGCCCAGGACUUAUUGAAGUCUGUCAUUGGAUAAAUGAGAAUGGAGUGGUCUGGACGAAGACUUUAGGUUGAG
Molecule: messenger RNA, 1055 nt
Organism: Telopea speciosissima
Lineage: Eukaryota; Viridiplantae; Streptophyta; Magnoliopsida; Proteales; Proteaceae
Product: polygalacturonase non-catalytic subunit AroGP2-like
Exons: 2
Coding region: 32-1054 (340 amino acids)
Source: RefSeq, a predicted model, not a curated record